AUGGGCCGUAGGAUCGCGCUGAUCCUCCUUGUCCUUGGUCUCCUGAUCGUACCGUCACUGUGUCGAACCAACGCCUCCGUCAGACGGGCGGUUGCUGCAUCGGCGGCUUCAUCGCAAGGAAAUGAAUCGGAGGAGGACGCGGGGAUGGGGGACGGGAACGGGGAAGGGGUAGGGGAGGCGAUGGAAGGGCGAGCCAUGGAUCCACUGGCCACGGGUACUCAGUGCAAUGUCACCGGCGCUUGCCUUAUCUGCACCGAGCAGCAGAAGGUGGAGGACCCCGCGUGCCAGCCGACGGGCUACCGUCAGGCCAUCUCCUGCAUCGAGCGCUACAGUGGCGCGGUCUCCUCGCUCCCGUCCGCGCGCGCCCGCUCUGCCGGCGCUACCAAGCCCCGGGGAGGAGUGGUGCGGGGCGCGCGCCAGGCGCGCGGAGAGGCGGAGUCGGGCAGGGGGAGGGACGGGAUGGAUGGCGCAGGGGGUGAGGGUGGCGGGGAAUUGCAGGUGGGAGGGGGAGAGGACGGGGCAGGGGAAGGCCGAGAAGCGCAGGAGAUUAGUUCUGAUGGGCGCAGCGGGGGCAGCGAACGUAGUGGGAGCAAUGGGAGCAGUGGGCGAAGAAUUCAAGAAGAAACGGGUGGGGUGAGCGGUAGUGAGAGAGGUAGUGGGGAAGGCCUUGGUAGCGGUGAGCAGCAGAGGGUAGACGAGACGGUAGGUGGGUUGUCUGGGACUGGUCCGAGGAGGGUUAGGCUGCAAGAGGAACGGGUCGGAGGAGGGGAAUUCAGGGAAGGAGUGCUUGCUGUGGGGGGGGAAGAAGGCAAUUGGUUGGGAAACAGCCACGAGGUUUCUGUUUCUGCCAGAGGAGAUGGAACAAUGGAGAAUGAGACAAGUGAGAAGUUUGAGGAGAAAGUCAGCUGGGAAGGGCAGAGGGAAGGGACGGCUGGGGGGGGUGAAGGGGAUCUGCUGAGGCGGUUACUGGGGGAGGUGAGAACGGUCCAGGUAGCAGGUCGGGUGAGCAGCAUGGAAGCCAGCGCGGAGGAGGAAGGCGCCAGAGGCAGCAGCACUGGCAGUGGUGCAGGGGAGGGGGUGGGGGAAGAGAGAAUGAGGCGCUUCCUCACGUACGAGUCAUGCAAGCCUGAAGUGGAGACGCUUUCUGUGCUUGGCUUUGAGGUGAGCCCUGCUGGCGCAAGACUCACAUGGGCAUAUGGCGCUCGCGCAUCGCACCCACUCCUUCCGUUCUUGUUUCCUUGUUUCAUUGCUGCCGUUGCGCGCGCUGCUUUUUCCUGCACGUGGCUUCCCUUCCUGCACCUUCGCAUCCAUGUUGCUUCUGUGCAAUCGAUUCCGUGUCCUGACUCUCGCAUGGACGCACGUGUGCAGGGCAUCAUGCUGGCAAUACUGGCAGUGUGCGGUCCCAUCGUGUACCAUCGCAAGAGGAAGGUGGGCAUGCAGGCAGGCAACGUACGCCUCUCCAACUCCAGCAACCGCUUCUAG
Molecule: messenger RNA, 1482 nt
Organism: Closterium sp. Naga37s-1
Lineage: Eukaryota; Viridiplantae; Streptophyta; Zygnematophyceae; Desmidiales; Closteriaceae
Source: the annotation of a GenBank genome assembly